Messenger RNA from Eriocheir sinensis (Chinese mitten crab), 1347 nucleotides. RefSeq lists its product as uncharacterized. Lineage: Eukaryota; Metazoa; Arthropoda; Malacostraca; Decapoda; Varunidae. The record is from RefSeq and is a predicted model, not a curated record. Bases 1 to 1347 code for a protein of 448 amino acids. The transcript is spliced from 2 exons.
AUGAACGCCAACCUGAUUCCGACCCCGGACAACUUCCUGUGGAUCAAGCGCAGGUAUGCGGGCACGGCCCCUCGCCCGCAGCUUCUUGGAGCGGUGGUUGGCCACGUCCCGACGGGGGUGCACCUCCUCGGGGUGGGUCGUAAAUCUGUGGAGCCCUACACGGCGGAGCCCGACAUCUGCCGACACUGUUGCCGGUGGGGCCAUCAGGAGUGGCGCUGCAGAUCGGCCCCUCGGUGCCGGUAUUGUGCAGGCACGCACAAAUCAGCUCUAUGCCUCCAGAGGAUCCAGGCGGGCACACCCGUCCCCCGAAAGUGCUGCAACUGUGGUGGUGAGCACAACGCCCACUACCACUCCUGCCCGGUGAAGCCUAUACCAUCUAGGGCCGCGGCGCCUGACCUCCACCCUCAGCAGGGCCGCCCUAGGCUUGUGUUCCGCCCUGCUCCUCUCCCUCAGUACUCGGCUUGGGCCCGGGGGGCUCCCUCGACGUCCGAGUUUCCGCCCCAGCCGGGCUCGUCUACCCCUCCUGCUCCAGCCUCGUCCGCUGCCACCCCUGUGCCUCGCCAGACUCCUGCUCCAGCACCCCAGCCGCAACCUCCUCUCCUCCCUGUGCCAGCUGCCAGUCCACCCGCUGCCGCUGGGUCGAACCCUGUCCUUACUCAGAUUCUUGCUGCGGUCACCCAGCUGCAGGAGGCGCUGGCUACGAUGAUCUCCAGGGUGGCGGCCUUAGAGCAACGAGUCUCCACAUCCCCGCCUGCGCGUGAGCUCCCCUCCAUCCCAGCCCCUGCUCCAUCUUCAGCCCCGGCCCCGUGCCCUGCCCUGCAAUCUGCUAGUGAGGCCAUGGACGUUGAUAGUGGGGACAGUGUGGUUCCACCUGAGGGCCAGGCGCCGAACACCCCUGCAACCCCACCGGCUGUGGAGACUGAUGCUGACAAGGGAACGGCCGAACACCGCCAUAGCCAGACGGAUCCUCCGCCUUCGCUUGCUGAUCCUCCACCGCAGUGGGGGGCCACGCUCCAGGAGCUGAUGGCGCAGUUUGCUUCCCUGACUCAGCAAGUGGCCGAACUCCAUCACCGGAUCACCCCACUCCCUGACCGGCAACCACCCCCUCCUGACCAUCACAGCACCAGCAGUGUCAAUGGUGUCCGCUGGAAGGCCUUCCUUAAUGCCUCCGAAACGGAUGUCCUCACGGGGAACAAUGUGCCCACACAUGUUCAGGGGGACAGCACAGUUGCUCUCGAGUCUCCACAGCGCGCGGACCUACUUCUCACCCGGACCUUCUCCAGCAACAGCUCUCGCCUCCUAGCGAUCGAGCUGCUGCUGGGAGAGCCAGCUCUUGACCCAGCUUGA